AUGACUUGCCCAUUUCGCCGCGCCUCGUCUCAACUCCAGUUCGCGAAUGGCGGCAGUUCCGGUAGUAAGAAGCCGGAGUUUAGGUCCCGUCAGUCGUCUAUUCAUCUUCCGGGACCGGAUGAAGAGGAAGGGGAGAGAAACACGCUAACGCUGAAACAUCUGAGCGAAGCGUUGCAGCUAUUAACUGCACCGUCGAACGACUGUCUGUACGCUGCUGUAACAUCAUUAACUAAGAAUCAAGCGGAAUAUUCCGAUAAGUAUAACUGCUUACGAAGAUUGCCCGACGAUGUUAAGACCUGGAGAAACUAUGCAUAUUUAGAAGAAAUUUACGAUGCUGUUCGCGCCACUGACAGUUUGAGCACAGAAGACUUUAUGGCAAAAUUAGGAGAACAUUUAAUAUUAAAUGCGUUUUCACAUAAUUGUCGAUUGGAAAGAGCAUUCAAAUGUCUAGGUACAAAUUUAACCGAGUUUUUAACUACUCUCGAUAGUGUUCAUGAUGUGUUACAUGAUCAGGAUGAUGUUUUGAAGGACGAGACUGUUGAAUAUGAAGCUGCGUUUGUUUGUAAAAUAUCAAGAGACAAGAUUGAGUUGUAUCUCACAACAGAAUGCGAGCCAGUUGCAUAUUUACUAGUUGGAAGCCUUAAAGCAAUAGCAAGACGCCUUUAUGAUACCCAAGCUGACAUAAGACUGAUGACCUAUACCAAUGAUCCAAGAAGAUUUAGGUAUGAAAUCUCAGCAACUCCCCUACAUCCAAAACCCAAAGGAGAUAAAAGUGAGACAGAAAACGAAGUAGCUUGUAUUGCUUCAUCUAGUAAGGCUGCAGAUUUGCGCAUUGGUGUUGCAAGCUUUUGCAAAGCAUUUCCUUGGCAUUUUAUUACUGACAAACGAUUGGAACUUGUACAACUAGGAGGUGGUUUCAUGAGGUUGUUUGGAACAUACCUGGCAUCACAUGGUUCAGCUUUAGGCACAUAUUUUAGACUUCUACGUCCACGUGGAGUGCCGCUUGAUUUUCGUGAGAUUUUAAAAAGAGUCAAUACUCCGUUUAUGUUUUGUCUCAAAAUCCCUGGAUCUACAUCACUUGCCGAGGGUUUAGAAAUUAAGGGUCAGAUGGUAUUCUGUUCAGAGUCAGAUUCGCUUCUUUUUGUUGGAUCACCCUUCUUGGACGGUCUUGAAGGACUAACUGGGAGAGGACUUUUUAUUUCGGAUAUUCCUUUACAUGAUGCUACAAGAGACGUUAUUUUAGUUGGUGAACAAGCGAGAGCUCAAGAUGGAUUGAGGAGAAGAAUGGAUAAAUUAAAAAAUUCAAUAGAAGAAGCCAGCAAAGCGGUAGAUAAAGAGCGUGAAAAGAACGUCAGCUUAUUGCAUUUAAUAUUUCCACCUCAUAUCGCAAAAAGGUUAUGGUUAGGAGAGAAAAUCGAAGCAAAAAGUCACGACGACGUAACAAUGCUGUUUAGUGAUAUCGUGGGAUUCACAUCUAUUUGUGCCACCGCAACACCUAUGAUGGUCAUAGCAAUGCUUGAAGAUUUAUAUAGUGUAUUCGACGUAUUUUGCGAGGAACUUGACGUGUACAAGGUGGAGACGAUUGGCGAUGCAUAUUGCGUGGCCAGUGGACUUCAUCGGAAAAUAGACACGCAUGCCCCACAAAUUGCUUGGAUGGCGUUACGAAUGGUUGAAACAUGUGCGCAGCAUCUUACGCAUGAAGGAGACCCUAUAAAGAUGCGUAUAGGCCUUCACACGGGAACAGUUCUUGCUGGUGUUGUUGGAAAAACGAUGCUCAAAUAUUGUCUAUUUGGGCAUAAUGUCACGCUUGCAAACAAGUUUGAAUCCGGUUCGGAACCACUGAAGAUUAAUGUCAGUCCUACAACACACAAGUGGCUUAUAAAAUUCCCGGGAUUCGAGAUGGAACCACGAGAUCGUUCUUGCCUACCGAAUUCAUUCCCUAAGGACAUUCCCGGAACAUGCUAUUUUCUACACAAAUACACGCACCCGGGGACUGACCCGAACGCGUCGCAAGUAAAACAUAUAGAAGAUGCACUUAAUGACUACGGAAUUGGACAGGCAAAAGGGGAAGUUGACAGUGAAGAUCCUACUUAG
Messenger RNA from Parnassius mnemosyne (clouded apollo), 2094 nucleotides. NCBI's taxonomy places the organism in Eukaryota, Metazoa, Arthropoda, Insecta, Lepidoptera, Papilionidae. The record is from the annotation of a GenBank genome assembly.